Messenger RNA from Plasmodium relictum, 3876 nucleotides. Its product is annotated as conserved Plasmodium protein, unknown function. The transcript has a single exon. The record is from RefSeq and is a predicted model, not a curated record. NCBI's taxonomy places the organism in Eukaryota, Apicomplexa, Aconoidasida, Haemosporida, Plasmodiidae. The coding region runs from base 1 to 3876 and encodes 1291 amino acids.
AUGGCACAAAAAGGUUCGAGGGAUAGUAUUCUUUUAGUUUCAUUAAAAAAAGGUUUAAACAAGAAUAAUAUUAAUUUUAUUGAUUACGAAGAUAAUUAUGAUUAUGAUAUACUAAAAAACCAUUUGAAAGAUUUAAAAAAACUAAAAGAAGAUGUGAUAAAAAUAAAAAAUAGUUCUAAGGAAAUAAUAAAAGACGAUCUUGACAAAAUUCUUUUCAAUGACAGUGGAAAAAAUUGCAACUUCGACAUUUUUUAUGAUAAAUGUUUACAAAUUAUUGAAAGAUAUUUAUUAAUUUAUAAAGAAAUGAAUGAAAUAUUAUUAAAAGACUCAAACAAAGAAAGUGAAAAUUUUAUAAAUACUGAUAAUUCAUAUAUCAAUAAUGAGGAUAAUAAAAAUAAAUCACAUGAAAAUAAAAAUGACAGUCUACUUUAUGAAUUAAUUGAUAACAAUGUAUUGAUUCAUAAUAAUAAAUUUUUGUUUGACUAUGAUGAUGAUAGUGAAAUAUAUACUUCAAGUGAAGAAGAAAUUGUUAUAGAAAAAAACUGUUGUAAGAAAAAAAAAUUAAAAAAUAAUAAAAACGAAAAUAAUAUAAAUAACUUAGAUGAUUUAUCAAAUAACGAAUCAAAAAUAAAUUUAGAAAGUGAAGACAAUUGUACAAAAAUAGAAAAAUAUCAAGUUGAAAAUAACUAUAAAAAAAAAAAAAUUAACUUUUUAAAUAGAUAUCCUGCAUAUCUAAGAGACUUAAUUAAAAUUGUAAAAAUUUCAAAAAAAAGAGAAAAAAAAAUUUUGCAAAUAAAAUUAUUAAAUAAACAUUGCAAAGAUAUGGAUGUAGGAAAAAUUAAUACCCUUUUUUAUAAAACAUACGUAUCUAACUGUUAUAUGCAUAAUAAAAUUUAUAUUAAAAAAAAAAAAAAAAGAAUAUUAUAUAGAAUAUUAAGAUACAAUAUGUUAAAUUAUUGUUAUGAUAAUCACGACAUUUUCUUAGAAAAAUUGCUAAAAAAAAAAAGUAAAUAUAAUAAAUUAACUAUAGAAAACAUUGAAAAACUAUUUAUUCCACAUGAAUGUACUAAUUCUGUAACAUCAUGUAAAUUCUGCAAAGAAAACAUAAAAAAUCUUUUUUAUAUAACUGUUUAUGAUAAUUUAAAUUAUCCAUCUAUUUUGAAGAAUCCGAAAGUUAAUAAAAAAAUAAAUUUGUUAACACAUAUUUUUAUAAAUAAAGAAAAAUGCGACCCAAUUAAUGUAGAUUAUGAUAUUGUGUAUCAUGAAGAUAAAUAUAUAUACAUGGCAACUAAAAAUAAUGUAUUUUGUCAUAUUUUACACGAAAAUUAUUUAAAAAAUAAUUUUAAUGAUUUAUUAUUGAGAAUUAAAAAUGGAAGCAAAGGAUAUAAUUUAUUAAAUGUUAUCUUUAAUAAAUAUAAAAAUAAUAAUUUUUUGAAUUUAAAAAAAUUAAAAAAAUAUUUAGAAGAUACAAAAAAUAAAAAUGCAAUAUGGUUGAGAGAUAAUUUUUUUGAUAUAAUAAAAUCCAGUAUUAUUAAUGAUGAAAAUUACUCGAAUAUUUUUUUUGAUAAAAUAUUUUUUAAUUUUUAUAAUAUAUUAUAUACAGAUAAAACUGGUAUUACUAGAGAAAGCCGUUUACAAAAAAAAAAGGAUAUAGAAAUAAUUAAAAAUGAGGAUGAUGGUGAUUCGGAUGAUUUUUUAGUUUUAGAUUCAUUAAACAAUAUAAAACAUAUAAAUAACAAUGAUUACCUAAUAAAUCAAAUAAGAAACAAUCAUCAUAUUUUAUCACUUAAGGAAAUGAAUAAAAAAUAUAUGAAUGUUAAAAAAAUUAAAAAUAUUGAUGAUAAAUAUAUAGAAGAUAUAUGGGAUUAUAAUAUGUAUAAAUAUCAUUACAUUAAAAAUAAUAAUAAUAAAAAUUAUAUGACUCAUUGUAAUUCUUUUGAAAAUUACUUAAAUAAAAUAAAUGAAGAGAUUGCAAUUAUAGUCGAUAGUGAUGAUAGUGACGAUGAUAUAAAAAAUAGUUACGAAAAGGCAAAAAAUCUAAUGAAUUAUUUAAAAGGAAAAAAUUCUAAAAAUUCUAAUUCCAGUAAUAAAAUAAAUAUAUUAGAAAAAUCUAAGGUGUUACAUUUAAAAAAAAAUUUUAUUGUGCAUCCUUUGAUUAACUCAAAAUGUGUAGGUUUUAAAAUAGAAGUGAAUGAUAUAUCUGAUAGAAAAUUGGAUAUAUAUUGUAUUAAUAAUAAUGAAUAUAUUAAUGUUUAUAAAAAUACUAUAGAUUAUUUAAAAAAUAAUUUAAACGCAGAUAUUAAAAAAAAUUAUAAUGAAUAUAAAAAUUUAAAACAUCAAUUAAAAAAAAGAGAAAAAUUAAGUGACGUUUAUCAAAAUUUUAAUAAGAUUGAAAACUAUGUAAAUAGUAAAGAUAAUAACACAAUUAAUGAAUAUAUAGUUGUAAUUGAUGAAAACACAGAAGAAGAAACAUAUAAAAUGGAUAUAUAUAAUUAUGCAGAAAUGACAGCAUACAUAGUAAAUUCAAAAAAAGAAAAGAAAAAAGAAUUUUACUCUAAUUUUAUAAGAAAUGAAAUUUAUUCUCAUAAAUGGAUAAAUAGGCUUCAAUUUAAAUUACUGAAUUAUAGCAAUUUUUAUAAAAAUAGUUUUUUCAAAAAAAAUCAUAUGAGAUUGAUAAAAGAUUAUUUAUAUGGAUUAUUAAUUAAUUCUUAUUACGAAAAUAUAUAUGAUGUUUCCUUAAAUUUAUUAUUAAGCGAGCAUUAUAAGCAUUAUGAUCCAUCUAAGCAGUUUGUUCUGAAAAACAUUAGUUGUAAUAUAAAUCAAAUUUAUGAAAGCAUGAUGAAUUCAAUUAAAAGUGACAUAUUGACUAGUAAAUAUAUAAUAAAUGGAAAUGAUGUAACAAAAGAAAACAUACACUUAAAGGUUAAUGAAUAUUUAUUAAAUUAUAAGUGGAAUGAUGAAAAUAGGAACUUUUUAAUUAAAAUUAUUGAAAAAUAUAGAUUUAUAUUAUUAUAUUAUUUAUUGUAUAUGUAUCCUAAAUUUUUAUAUAUUUUAAACACAAUUCAAAUUCAAAACUUUAAAGAUGAAAUAAAAAUAACCUUACCUUCUCAAGAGGAACAACAAAUGAAAGAAGUUCAAAAAGAUUUCACCUCAGAAAGAAGAAUGCUAAAAAGUGCAAAGAAUAAUCAAAUUGAAAAUCAUGAAGUAAAAGAGAUUCAGAAAGAUUUUUACUUACCUCCAUAUAUUAAAAAUAGAAAAGAUAAUAGCAUUUUAAAUUCUUUUUCAUUACAAAGCUUACUUCUGGUAAAUUUUUACGAGCGUUUUGAGAAUUCUUUAUUUUUAAACAUAUUAAAUAGAAAUAUUGAUAUAGAAUCAGUACAAAAAGAAAUACAUCCUAUUUGUUAUAAAACUCUAAUAUAUUAUAAUAGAAAUGAAUCAUUGUCAAUUAAAAAGAAAUUAACAAUACCACAAUUAUCAACCAUUUUUAUUAUUUUAAAUUCUUACCUAUCUUUUGCAACAAUACAGCAUUAUUCUUUUUUUAACAAAAAUAAUAUAUGGAAAUUCUUGAUAUAUAAAUUUAGUGAAGUUGAAAAAAAAAAGGCAUAUGAGUUAAUAUCAAAUGGGGAUAACUACUUUUCACAAUCUUUUCUUCAAAAUUUUUUGAAUACCUUUUUAAUUAAACAGAAUGAUCGCUUCAUAGUAACAGAUAAAAUAAAGUGUAAACUUAUGAUAUAUAUUAUAUUAAUACAAUUAUGCUUAACUGAUAAUUCUUUGCCUCUAAGCUUAUCAUUAAUAAAUAGAAAUACAGGAAAUAUAUUAAAUAAAUUAAAUUUUUCUAUAAAAGAUAAAAUUAUAACUUUCAAUUUGCAAGCAUAG